GGCUCGGCUCGGUCCGGCUUCACGCCUCUCUUUCUUUUCUUAAACAGCGGGAGCUGCGGCAUGGACUAAUUCUUGCUGAUUUCCUUUUUUUUUUUUUUUUUUUUUUGUCAAUGCAAGACCCGCAGAGGAAACAUGUCUGGCCAGUUCCCUGAGAGGACCCCCGUUGUCAGAGAUGGCAUUCUGGUCCGGCACUGUCGCCUCUAAAGUGCCCCGGAAGAUCUUGUUCAUGUUCACCCUCUCCCUGUCCGUCACCUACUUGUUCUACAGCUUGAUGAGCUGCUACAACUCGCUGCAGUUCCCGCUGCAGGACAACUUCCCCUACCAGGCUCGGUCGGCCGGGACCGAAGAGACGACGCUGGGGAGGGACCAACUUUACUCCAGCUCGCCGGGCUUCGUCGAAGCCCAUUCGGGCCGCAGGAGCACGCCGGUCUCCGUCGUGGAGUCGGAGGAAGACCAGAAGGAGGGCGGGUAUCAUGCCACCCAGCGGGUGUCCUCCACCGAGCCGACCCGCCUCCGGGUGGCCACAGAGGGUGACCUGCGGGUGAACUGCACCUCGGAUUACGGCGAGAAGAAACUCCCCCAAGCCAUUAUCAUCGGGGUGAAGAAAGGGGGCACGCGAGCCCUGCUGGAGGCGCUCAGGGUACACCCGGACGUUCGAGCCGUCGGGAACGAGCCGCACUUCUUCGACAGGAACUACGAGAAGGGUCUGGACUGGUACAGGGACUUGAUGCCUUCAACGCUGGAGGGGCAGAUCACCAUGGAGAAGACCCCCAGUUACUUUGUGACCAACCAAGCCCCCAAGCGCAUCCACACUAUGGCCAGGGACAUCAAGCUCAUUAUCGUGGUGCGUAAUCCCGUCACCAGAGCCAUAUCGGACUACACUCAGACUCUGUCCAAGAAGCCCGAGAUCCCGACCUUCGAGGUUCUUGCCUUCAAAAACCGAACCCUGGGUCUUAUAGACGCCUCGUGGAGCGCUUUACGCAUCGGAAUAUACGCACUGCACCUGGAGAGCUGGAUGCAGUACUUCCCGCUUUCCCAAAUGCACUUUGUCAGCGGCGAAAGACUCAUCGUGGACCCUGCAGGCGAGAUGGCCAAAGUCCAGGACUUCUUGGGCCUCAAGAGAAUCGUCACGGACAAACACUUUUACUUCAACAAGACGAAAGGCUUCCCUUGUCUGAAGAAGCCCGAGGACAGCAGCACUCCCCGGUGCCUGGGCAAGUCCAAAGGAAGAACUCACCCCAAAAUAGAGCCGGAUGUGAUCCGGCGGCUGCACAAAUUCUACAGGCCCUUUAACAUGAUGUUCUACCAAAUGACGGGGCAGAACUUUGAAUGGGAGCAGCAGGAGGAGAGCAUAUCUCGGGGCUCUCUGGUCUAGCAGGACCAGCCACCACCAGCCUUCUCUGAACUCGUCAAAACAAAAACAAAAAAACAAUUAGGUUCUGUUCCGUCUUCAGACGACACGCUUGGACACAAUCAUGGCACUGUCCAUUUGCGCUAGCUCUCUCACUCUCUCUCUCUCUUGCCCCCCCCCUCACGCCCUUUCGCCUUUCAUAUCUACUGUAAUGCUGAUGAUGGAAA
Syngnathoides biaculeatus (alligator pipefish) is the source of this 1578-nucleotide messenger RNA. It is a transcript of the gene hs3st4, whose product is annotated as heparan sulfate (glucosamine) 3-O-sulfotransferase 4. Bases 173 to 1375 code for a protein of 400 amino acids. NCBI's taxonomy places the organism in Eukaryota, Metazoa, Chordata, Actinopteri, Syngnathiformes, Syngnathidae. The record is from RefSeq and is a predicted model, not a curated record. Gene Ontology annotation, molecular function: [heparan sulfate]-glucosamine 3-sulfotransferase activity. The transcript has 2 exons.